Sitodiplosis mosellana (orange wheat blossom midge) is the source of this 2633-nucleotide messenger RNA. RefSeq names its product probable methylthioribulose-1-phosphate dehydratase. The transcript is spliced from 7 exons. Gene Ontology annotation, molecular function: protein binding; methylthioribulose 1-phosphate dehydratase activity. Gene Ontology annotation, cellular component: cytoplasm. NCBI's taxonomy places the organism in Eukaryota, Metazoa, Arthropoda, Insecta, Diptera, Cecidomyiidae. The record is from RefSeq and is a predicted model, not a curated record. Bases 131 to 718 code for a protein of 195 amino acids.
UCUUUUGUGCAGUAUCCCUAUUGGAAAAAAGCCGGUUACAUUUUAGUUUCGGCACAUGUUUCAGUGAAAGAAAAUUUGCGUUAGCAUUAACAUUGCAUUUUAUAAGCCUUUCUUGUUUCGAAAAAAAAAAAUGAAUCAAUUAUCUGCACUUAAGCCAAAAACCAUUGUGUUUGAAACAUUCAAAGAAUUUCGAAUGCGCAGAUGGAUUGAUGCCAAUGGUGGCGGUUUAUCAAUUCGAAACGAUUCGCAUAUUUACUAUUUGCCAUCGUCAAUCACUUCAAGUCUACCGAAACGCCAAGAUGUGCAGAAAAAAACCAUGAGCACGGAUGAAACGAUGGAUGUUUGUGCCGGAAAGUUUGAUCUGCCGCCCGGGAUGCAAAAUGUCACAGCCGUUGUUCAUACUCACUCGAUAAAUGCCAUCCGAUUUGCUGAAACUACUUCAAACGGUGUACAUACCUGGGUAAAAAGUCAUCACACUCAGGGAAUUAAUCGUCGAGUUCAAGGUGGCAAUACGGAUGAGAUACAACUGCCUGUCAUAGAUGACCAUUUCUCUGAUGAUGAACUUCUCAAAUCCAUGGAGAACGCUUUCAAAGACCGCCAACAUUCAUACAGCGUUCUAGUUAAAGGACACGGUUUGUUUACUUUUGGUGAGACUUGGCAAGCUGCAAAACGAGAAUGUGAAGUCUUUGAGAAGUUGUUCGAGAUGCCUGAGAUUUAAAGGAUAGGAUAAUUCAAAACACGAAUACUUGCCAAACAUAAAAUCUUCAAUUUUCGCUUAACUAAAGUUUCUGAUCAAUAAAUACAAGUUUUAUACUGUUGUUUUUCCAAUCAAAGAUUCGUUUUUUAAAUACAAAAUGAAAAUAUUAAAUGCUUCGCAUUUGAAUAACGGACGAGUGCUUCAUUCAAAUAACGUAAAUCAUGUAAGACUCAUGCGUGAUUUUAGUCAUAUAUGUACAGUACAUAUACAUGCACAUCUACACGUACCAACACAAACAGAGAACGAAAUGUCAAGCAAAAUAAAACAAUAUGAAAGCAAAGCCUCAACAUACGUCUAGUGUGAGUAAGAAGUAGCACAUCUGCUUAAAUUCCAGUUCAAAUAACAAUUGUGUUAAAUCGAGAUUUUGUUUCGUAAAAGUAUCAAGUAUUUUAAGACUUGUUCUUUCAUUCCCCGGUUGAAAAAAUCAGCAUAAAAAUGGAAUCCAUCGCAUGUUCAAACUCACAUACAGGAGACUACAAUUUAUCCAGUGUUCCAGAACCAUUGAACCUCACAAGCGUUAAUGAUGAUGUUAAGAUAUUGAUUUUCGAGUAUUUAGAAUGGCCAGAUCUACUAAGGGUAGCGGAAACGAGUAAAACACUACAUGCAGCAGCUUGCGAUGUCUACAAACGAAAAUACGGCAAAGGAACAUUGUUUUUAUUACGUGAACGCGGUAGUCCAAACGGAGAACAAGAUAUCUGUUUGUGGAAUCCUGUGUGGACAUUAAAAUUUUUAAGGAAUUUUGGACAUGUCACUUCGCACAUAGUUUUGCGAUUAGUACAUCGCAUUGGUGCUUAUGGAUAUGAAUACAACAAGACUACAGCUGCCUUAGUAUUUCACAUUGAGAGUUAUGUGGAAAAAUAUUGUUCAAAAUCCAUAAGACGACUUGGACUGGACUCACCGCCAAAGUUUUUAUUCAAAGAAAUCCAAACCUCAUUCAUAAAUUUGGAAAACAUCGCAUUUUAUUAUUAUUAUCCUUUAUGUGAAGUGUCAUUCAGCAAUUUCCCAAAUUUAAAAUCUAUAGAAUUGCAUUUGAGUUGGAGAGAAUCCAAUCUCAUUUGCAUCCCAAACGUGAAAAUUUUUCAUAUUGAAGCACGGAAAAAUAUUCAAAGCUUAGGUUUAAAUUAUGAAGAAAACGAAAUCAAAGAACUUUUAAAACUCAAUCCACAAAUAGAAGAUUUGAAACUACGUAUUGAGAAUACACAAUCAAUACACGGACUCUUCAAAUACAGCGAUAUCAUUUUUCAGGGUUUGAAUGAAAAUCUGCCAAUGCUACGGCGCUUAAAUUUGGAUAUGAAUAUUGAUGAAAAUUUUCGAUCAUAUCAUUUCGACAAUGUCAUCGAUUUUCAAUUUAAUUCGUAUCCCAAACUUAUAAAUAUUCCGUUUACAUUUAGCAAACUUGAACGCUUCACAUGCUCCUUACACCUCAAGGACACAAUAGAAUCGUGUGUUUUUGAUUUUAUAGCUGCGAAUGAAUGCUUAAAAUCAAUAACGUUGGACGGAGUAAUGGAUGGAAUCGAUAAUCUAUUUCAACUAAACACUGUGCUCACUAGUGUUGAAGAAAUGAGCAUUAAAAUUUGUCGAUGUAAUUCGGUGUCUAUAACUUCGGAUCUUAUCCUCAAUUUGUUCUCACAGAGUCAAUCUCUCAAGAGGUUAACAUUGACUGCCUAUCCGAGAAACUUUGAAAACUUGGAUGAUUCCGUGAAAUCGAAAAUUGUCCAGCAAGAAAAAGAUACAUAUCGCAAACACCAAGUCAUGGGAGGUGGUUGGCUCAAAUUAACGUUUCGACCCUAAAAUGGACAUGGAUUAUUACACAUAUUGAUGUUUUCUUUAAAAAAAAAAAUUGUAAUGAAAAAUAAAAUUCCACUUUUCUCCUAAA